Molecule: messenger RNA, 3597 nt
Organism: Labrus bergylta (ballan wrasse)
Lineage: Eukaryota; Metazoa; Chordata; Actinopteri; Labriformes; Labridae
Gene: sowahca
Product: sosondowah ankyrin repeat domain family Ca
Molecular function (GO): protein binding
Source: RefSeq, a predicted model, not a curated record
CAUCCCGACACUCCCAAUGGAGGAGAGGAGGAGGAGGAGGAGGAGGACGAUAAGGAAGAUGCAAUCAGCCGUCGUCCCGGACCUUGAUGAAUGAUAGUAAAACUAACAUGGAGUACAUUUGAAACGCGAUUUAAUCAUCGGUCUUUGCCGUGCUCUGCUCGGGGCUGUUCGGAGUGAUGAUGGCGUCGCAGUGCACGGAGCGAGCCGUGCAGGAGUUCCUGAUGGAGAGAGGAGGGAGGGUCCGACAGAUGGAGCUGAUCGAUCAUUUCCUAUCAAUUUGCAGGGAGAAUGACCCGUCGAAGAAAGGGGUGGACCGGGAGGUAGUGCAACGCAUCGUGGACAACGUGGGUUCCGUGCAAGUGGAAAACGGCGUGAAAUUUGUGUGCUUGGACACUGAAGGCAUCGCGGCAUCGGUGAUGCGUGGGGACACAGACGGCCACGAUCACGCGGAGUGCAACGGGAAUAACCAGGAGACACUGGACAACAGCUAUGUCAACAUCAACACUGACAACGACGGCCCACCAGGAGUGUCCGUCGCAAUGGCAGCCAGCCUGGACAAUGACAAGCAGUCCAACGGCAAUGACCACCCAGCAGCCCCCUCCCAGAAUAGUAAGAGCAAUUCAUCAACUCCUACCCCGGGUGGAGGAGGGGAAGUGAAACUGAGGGACAGGAGGAGGCGAGAGUCGGCCCCGGUGAUUGGGCUUUCAGAUGUGGACCAGGCUCACCCUGCGGGGUCCCACAACCAGCAGGUAAGAGGGUCACGCAGGGUGUCCAAAGGGUCCCAGCGAGCCAUGCUGAUCAGCUGCCUGUCUGAGGACAGCCCCUUUGAUGGGCUCGACCAUAUCGGAGAUAUCAACACGCCCAAGGGGAGCCGCAGGAACUUCAUAGAGCUGAUGAUGAGCAGUUCUCCUCAGGUGCGGAGGUCUCUGAUUAACCGUGGCACACGCCUGCGGGACUCAGUGAGGAGUGAUGGAGAUUCAACUUCAAUCCUCUCCUCAAACACCGAUGAGGACUGUGCCUCAGUGACCCUGGACCCGCUGGAACACGAGUGGAUGCUGUGCGCAUCAGACGGCCUUUGGGAAAGCCUGCAGUCGCUUCUCGCUGUAGAGCCCAGCCUGGUGACCAAAAAGGACUUUGUGACGGGUUUCACCUGCCUCCACUGGGCGGCUAAACAGGGCAACGCGGAGCUGCUCUCCCAGCUGCUGGACUUUGCCAAGGACAACUCUAUACCUGUGAAUGUAAACGUGAGAUCGAGUGCUGGAUACACACCGCUUCACCUGGCAGCUAUGCAUGGACACACACAGGUGGUUCGUGUGCUACUCUCAGACUGGGAGGCGGACCCCGAAGCUCGAGACUACAGCGGGAGGCGAGCCAUCCAGUACCUUUCUCCCCCGCUAGCCGCAGAUCUGCAGGAGGAGGGAGUGGUCACCUCACCGGGACCUGAGUCAGACACCGAAAACACCAACAGUGGCAGCAGUGGAGGGCGUGGCUGGCGGUUUCCCAGAGUCCUUCAGGGCAAUCUGAAUCCGCUGCGGCUCCUGAACCCUUCCCCUGAGGCUGCAGAGGACACAGGAGCAACGGAGAAGACUAAAGGAGGGUGGCAGAGGAAGUCAUCUCUGGGUCGGCUGAACGCCCGGCUUCAUCGCGGUCGCCACAGAGCCCAGAUCAUCCACAGCGCCUCCUUCAGGGACACGGGGGAGGUGGGAAGAGGAGAGGAGCUCCCCAGCAGCCCUAUGCGAACACGACCACUAUCCAACCUGUUUGGGUGACACAACUCAGAAUCAACAAUAUUAACAUUAACCAGCGUUGAUUUACAAAAUACAGUUUUCUCACAUUUAUAACCUGACAGGUCAGGCUUUUUUUUUUUUUUUUAAAUCAGAGGUCACAUCUUUAACUUAUAGAGUCACACUGAGUUUAUAAUUAUAUUAAUAGAGCAUUUUACUUUAAAUAAACGUAUGUCAAAUGUAUGUUUGUCUAAAAUUCUAACUUAUUUUUUGUUCCAGUUGCAGUUUUAAAGUUAAUCAUAUGUAGCAUUUUAUUUGCACAAUAAUUGCCUGAGUUUAAAAUGAAUUACUGCCCUAUGAUUUGUGUCUUUUCUUUUGUGUUUUGGAACAGGCAGCUUCAACUCUUCCUGAGGUUAUUCUUUUAAACACUACAAGAGAACAAUGUUUACAAACGGUAAAUUGUUUGCAGAGUAAACUAAUAUAUUCAUAGAACUAAUUCUGUAAAUCUCAACCUCCUUUGAUGGAGCGGUGCUGAUUUUUUUUGAAAAACAUGUCUGUACUGUGAAUGGAUCUUUUUUUAUUUGAUUUCUAUGUAGCUGGUUUUAUUAUUCAAACUGCCGUUAGCACAGAAUUGUCGUAGGUCCAAACCACCAUGUCUCUCUGUCAUUUUGGCACUCGUCACUUUGGAGAUAGUUUUUAAAGAUGAGAAGAAAAUUGCUCCAACUUAAACUUUGCCGGCUGUUAUUGGUCCUAUAUCAUGUGUAUAUAUGGGAAUAUUGUACACAUGAUUUUAAAGAAAUCGAGGAAUUUGUUAAACCCAUUUGUAUAAAACACUGUGUGUAUAUAUAUAUAUAUUGUCAGAAUGAGAGGGCUUGAGGUAGAUCUCUACCUUUGGCGUUUGUUAAUCAAGUUUGGAGACCAAAAAAGAUCUAAAGUGUUCAAACAACGGGCUGCCAGUUUUUCUGUCAUAUACAAAUACCUUUAUAAGAAAUGGUUACACAUAAGGACCAUUGUUAAGGUGAAAGACAAAUGGAGAAUUUACAGUUUACACCGUUUUUCUACUGAUCAUGCUGUACCUCAAAUCCUCUGACUCACUGUAACAGGAGUUAAAGUGGUCUGGACCUAUUUCUGCAGAUUGCAACACUUUUUGUGCAAAUCUUCCAUUUUGAAAAUUCUCUACACAAUUUUAAUCUGAAAGACUGAAACUAAUUAAUCUCAUAGAUUAACAAUUUCAUGGAGACCUGUCUUGUGUCACACUCAAAUGGGUAUUUAGGUCAAUUUAAAUACCUAUUUUCAGGCUCGUUCCACUGCCUGAAAAAUUGAGCUCUGAUUAGUUUACCAGUAAAUAUGCAAUCCACUUUCACUCUGGGCCAGAUUUUAUACAACAAGUUGCCUUUGUUGCCUCUUGCAUUGUUCUGACCCAGCAUGUACACAAUCAGUAGUUCAUGAAUCAUGUAUGUAACAUAUUGGGAUAGUAACCACUCUGGACCAAAACAUGCUGUAUGUUUACCUGAGAGGCACACUGACUUUGACUGUUUUCCCAAAUAUGUGAACCUUACUUGUACCUGAUUAUUGGCUCAGUUACAAAUUGUGUAUUUCAUGAAUGUUCCCUUAUUAUUGUGUAGCUUUUGUACUCAAAUCAUAGGGGGCGUCAUGGAUUUAUAUGGUUGACUCUUUUGAUGUACAAAUGUUUUGUGCACAUUUGAUGUCACUUUUUCAGAUGCAUGACUAGAGGAUUGAAAAUGCUGUGCACUGAUGUUUUUUUUUUUAUGUCUGUAAGUCAUUGUUUGUGUCUUCUUUGUGAAAUACUGUAAAGAUAUCAUGUGGUGUGAAUACACUGUUCCUGAGCCACUGUCAUCUUCCUCUAUGUUAA